AUGUUUACCUGUGUUAUAUGUAAUGAGAUAUUUAUUGGAAUUCACCUCAACUCUGCUUAUACAACACAGUGUGGCCAUGUCUUUCAUCAUCAAUGUAUUAUGAGAUGGUUAGAAAGAUCACCUUCCUGCCCACAUUGCCGUUCAUCGGUAUUAGAAAAUAAUGUCGUAAAAUUAUUUUUACAAGUUGAUGAUAAUAUUCGAAUAACACGGAUUAGAGAAACUGAUGAAGAAAUAAAUACACUUAAGAAGCAACUAAAAAUUUUAAAGGAGAAAGAAACCCAAAAUUCUAGCUCAAUUAAAUGUCUUGAAGUUCAACUAAGAAAAAAAGAGAUUGAUUUAGCCUCAAGCAGAGAAAGUUUACGUUAUUUUGAACAAGUAGCUGAAAAACAAAAAAAGGAAAAUUCUGCACUAAAUUUGUUGAAAGUAGAAUACAAUGCAUCGGAAAUUGAAAGAAAGAAAUUGAAAGCUGAAAAUUUACUUCUGAAAUCAAAAAUUAAAUUUCGAAACUACGAACUUUACAAUUUACAAUCUUCAAAUUCAUCGUAUAUUGAUAAAUUAAAAUUGGAAAUAGCUGAUUUAAAAUCAAAAAUAGCGUAUGUUCAAACCUACUAUAAUAUAGAGGAUAUAAAUAUCGAACAACCAAGUACAUCUAAGAUGAAUAUUGGAAACAAAAACGCUUUAUCAUUUCAAAAUGAAAAUAAAACCAGAUAUUAUGGACCUGAUUCUCAGUUGCACACAUUCAAAGAACAAUUUCUAUUAGGAUGUGUAUUUUUAUUUGUUGAUAACCAAAUCCAACAUGGAGAUUUUAAUGUAUGCAAUCAUACAAUUAUAUCCAAGGAGGAUAUUACUAAACAUGGCGGAUCAGUUGAACAGAAUUAUUCUGUUCAUGUUACACAUGUAAUUUGUGUCACCCAAAAACACCAUUUAGUUGAACUAGGUAUAAAUGAUGGUAAAAGAUGCGUGACUUAUUACUGGCUCAUUGAUAUCUUUCUUAGAAAAACAAUGAUAGCCCCUUGGUUAGCUAUUCACUUUCCCAUACCCUACAGUAUAGAGAAUAUGCCAUGUCAAAAUUUUCAAUUCGCAAUCGCUAAUUUUGGUAUAAAUGAACGUCAAAUAAUUAAAUCAAUGAUUGAACUAGUUGGUGGUUAUGUAAACGAUAUUACUUGCAGAACUGAUAUUGUAGUUAGCCUGAAUACCAAAGGUGAACUUGUAGAAAAAGCUUUAACCCGUCAUAUACCAGUGGUUAAUGUGCAAUGGUUAAACGAUAUACUUCUUGGAGAAAAAAUUUGUAUAAAAGAACACGGAUUAUUAAAAUUCAAACAAUUUGAUUUGUGUAAUCCAUUUUUAGUGAAUUUCAACAUGGUAUCGUGUUUAAUGGAGGCUUGGAAAACUCCUUUGAUUUUAUGUCAAAGUCAACAAGACAUAACAAAACACACAGAUUUUAAUAUAAAUUCAGCUGGCCCUACAAAAUGUAAAAGACAAAAAACAAUGUCUAUUGAAACUCAACAAAGGAUAAAUUCAAAUGAUGAUGACAUUGAUGACGAUGAUGUUAUCAUUACUUAUAUAAAAAAAUGUCCACUAAAACCAUGUGUGGUGUUUAGUGGUUUUUCAACGGAUGAUGAAGAAAUACUUAAAAUGAUAUUACAUUUAUUUGGUGGUAAAUUAGCCAAUCACUAUGCUGAAGCAACUCAUUUAGUCAUGAAAAAACCUGUAACAUCGAUAGAGUUUUUUGGUUGUCUUUCAACUGUUAAAUAUGUUCUCAAUGAACAAUGGUUAAGAGAUUCACAUUCCAGUUUGAUACUCCAAGAUGAAAAAGAAUAUUUUAUACAAAAUAUACAACAUCAAUUGUUUGGGUUAUAUAAUAUAACUACAAUUCUUGCAAACAAUAAGCGUCAUCUACUAUUUAGAUAUUUAUCAUUCUUUGUUACUCCUGGAAUUAAAUAUCCACCCUCUUCUUUUUUUGAGCAAAUCAUUUUUUCUGCUGGUGGUACAAUUGAAAGAACAAGAAGAUCUUUGGAGUCAAUCCAUGGUUUGGCACCUAAUUCCUAUUUCAUUAUUUCAUGUCAAGAAGAUCACUAUUUGUACAAGGACUUGUUGGGUAUUUCUAAUGUUGUUUAUUCUCCUGAAUUCAUUACAUGUUCAUUCCUCGCGCAGCAAGUUCAACUACAAAAAUAUUUACUGGAAAUAACUGCUCAAGACUAAAUAUUAAAAUACU
Messenger RNA from Myzus persicae (green peach aphid), 2215 nucleotides. Its product is annotated as PAX-interacting protein 1-like. The record is from RefSeq and is a predicted model, not a curated record. Gene Ontology annotation, cellular component: MLL3/4 complex. The transcript is spliced from 14 exons. The coding region runs from base 1 to 2202 and encodes 733 amino acids. NCBI's taxonomy places the organism in Eukaryota, Metazoa, Arthropoda, Insecta, Hemiptera, Aphididae.